AUGGCGCCUUCACUUAAUACGCACUCAUCUUUUACGCGCCCGCGUACCAGCGACCGUGACGCUCGACCGAGUACGCGCGACCAGGGCGACACCAACUUGAUCAUUCCGAGCAGGACUUCAUCUCUUCACUCUCGUAUCACACAGCCAAUUCCUUCUACUCUCAAUUCAAAGCCCCAACAGCGAACACCGAAGACUCUAACCCAUGCCUACAUGGUCUGUGGUGUCGGCCGAGAGCCUUCUCAAUGGGUUAAGGCUCCCGCCCCGAGUCAAGGAAAGAUUGGCCACAUGAAGGGCGCAGUUGGACAAUUCUGGCUCCCGGAGAUUCUCGGUAGUAGUCCUCGUCUUGAACAGGACAACGAUAUUGCUCGAGCCUUGCACGCUGCUAUGAGGGCUUGUUUCCCGCACGAUGUCGAAAUCUGUACCGGCCGCAGUCAACCCCACUGUGUUCACCAUGCGUUUGUUCUCCAGCAGGAUUCAUCUCACACUCUCUAUGGCAUCUGCCUGCGUGUAUGGUCAAGGGCGGACGAGAAGCGAGCAGAGACUAUUAGGGAUCUAAGGAAACGAACCGAGACGGAUUAUUACGACAAUGCAGAUGAGACUUACUGGAUUCCCUACUGUUUGUCGUUCCUUUCUCGAUACCCCUUGUACAACCUUCUUGGCGACUACUUGCGAGGGAUGUGGAUUCACUGGAAUAAGGCUACCAAUCUCUUCCACGCCGAAGAGGUAUCGCGAAUUCUCAGUUUUCCCGCGCCGAGAUUGAAUGACUUGGUCCGUAUAGAUAUGAAGGAUUACGCCCUCUGCUACCAGUUCCCUUCGUCCCCUACGGGUUUCCAAAACUUCGCUAUGUGGCCUUUGUGGACUUGUCUUUCGGUCCCAAACAUCGUUGGUGUCAUCGAAGCGGCCAUAUCCCCUACUAGACGCAUUAUCUUUGUUAGCCAUUAUCCCGCGAUGUUGACAAUGGCUGCUGAAGCUAUUCGCUUCUGCGUUCGAGUUUAUGAAUGGAGUGGCCUUUACGUACCGGUUGUUCAUGCUCGCCACGCUAAGGAGUUGGUCGAGGAGCCGGGCCCAUACAUCUUGGGUGUUACCGCAGAAUGCAGGUCUCUUUUCACUGCUCCGAAUGAUGCCCUUGUUGUUGAUUUAGAUCGCAACUUUGUACUGACAUCCAGCCCUCCGACUGCCCUGAACGCAAACCAGCGCAACAAGUUUGUGACAAGACUGACACAAGCUUUAAACGGUGAUGUCACGCCUUCCGGUGUUCCUCAGCAUUUGCGUUCUGCUUAUGGUGGUGGAAAGUUGGUACCCGCUGGUCAAAUCAUCGUCAUGCGCGGUGAAGUCGAGUCUAUUCAAGAUCCCGAGUGGUGGAACCAGGAUGCUGUAAUGGCCGUAAUGGACCACGUCUGUGAGAAGAUGGGCCGUAACACAGGUUUGAAGGCUGUAUUCGGUGGCUCCGUCAAGAAGCCCUUAAUGACGAAGGUUUCGAUGCGGCAUCUGAACGAGAUUGUUCGAGAACGCAAUCAAUACUCCCGUGACGCUCUAGAAGCAUGGCAAGAUUUCAUCAACCUUAAAGGUCGUAUGGACACAGAGCUCAGCAAAGUUACGAAGCGGAAUAACUACCUUGUGGAAGAGUUGGAGAGCUGGAAGCAGCAGUUCCUUAAAUUCCAGGCAUUUGCUGAAACGCUUACUAAAGAGACUCAAGACUUGAAGACCAAGAUUGAGACUCAUAAGAGGGAGAACAGGAGACUUGGUGGCCUCAUCGACCAACAGAAGGACGACAACGCCCGUCUUUCAGUUCGCCUUACUGGCACUGAGAAGCAGCGCGACGAUGCCCUCGAAGCACUUGUUCUUCAACAGGAGAUCGCUGAAGAGCUUGAGAGGGAGCGCAAGCGGAACAAGAAGGAAUUGGCCUCCCUUCAGCACACCAACGUCACUAUUGUGCGACAACGUGACGAAGCACGCCGUGUUGUCUUGCACCUGCGCAGCUUGAUUGGUGGACAGUCUCACCACAUGGAGCACUUAGUUCAGUCGCUGACUACACGCGACGACUUAGCUGGUGAGAUUGAAGAGGGUUUCGAGGAAGAUGGAGAUGAGCAGCAAGAUAGUAAGUCACGGGAACUUUUUAACUUGGCGUUGGGUUCCCUUGCUAAUGAGUCUGGGUUAAAAGGCCACAUGUUGAAGAACCCUAGCCGAGGAAGCAAUCGCCUUUCUACCGCCAGCUUUACCGACGUAGCUGACCGACAUCUCAAAGACAAGACCGAUGCUAUCUCUCACAUUAUUAGGAAUAUUGCAGAGCAGUGUCAGGCCGCUGUUGAGGGUCUCCAGCUGGCUCAAGAUGCCGAAAUCGAGUCAUCUAGGUCGCCACGACGGGCAAGCAACCUAUCAUCGGUCCAUAGUGACGAUGGUCACUCGGCUGCUACUUCUGAAGUUGGCGAUGACAGCCACUUACACCCCUCUGGACGCGCGUCUAGUAUUCCUCCGACCCCAGACUUGAUUCCCAACCGAAGCAGCACAGCCAUGUCUAUGGCAUCGACUAUGACGACUCCCGAGCGAGCGAGCCAGCAGUACAGCAUCCACAACGACAUUCCUACUAAGAUUGUCGAGGAUGACGAAGAUGACUUGGCUGAGCGAAGCGAGAGCGAGACGUUAUCACAGGAGCCCGGCCUGGUUGGUAAACACGCUUCAAGCCUCAUCCACCGCCCGUCCGGUGCUAGAAUUAGUGCUCUCGGCGGUACCCGCUAAAUUUUUGUGUGUUCCUAACUUGUUGCAUGUAUGGAGUCGGUAGCGACAUGUACCAAGAAUUUUCUGCCUGUUGAAGGCUUUACCAAGGAAGGGCGAGUUGUCUUUGUAUCAUUUGCCUCUACCUGUGUAUAUGGACUUUGCUUAUACCUUGGCCUAUCUGUUUAUGGACCUGUAUGGCGUUCUACUCUAUGAAGUGUCUCGGAUUUUCGCUCUUUGCUUUUCCUAUAUUCUCUCUUGGCCCUCUGACCCACUCUUAAUUUUCCUUCUGGUAUUAAGACAACUGGAGAUGAGACUCUGUUGGCCA
Molecule: messenger RNA, 3040 nt
Organism: Daldinia decipiens
Lineage: Eukaryota; Fungi; Ascomycota; Sordariomycetes; Xylariales; Hypoxylaceae
Product: AEX-3 domain-containing protein
Exons: 4
Coding region: 1-2736 (911 amino acids)
Biological process (GO): regulation of Rab protein signal transduction
Cellular component (GO): cytoplasmic vesicle
Source: RefSeq, a predicted model, not a curated record